GCGGGCGGCGCGGGUGCGCAUGCGCGGGGGGCCCCGCGGCGGAGGUAGUUGUUUCCAGGUCCAGCAGCUGAGUGCAGCUGCUGCAGCCUCCCAGCAUGGCCCACCAGAAGCGCUUGGCCUUCUCCAUCAUCCAGUUCCUGCAGGACCAGCUCCAGCACGGGGGCCUGUCCCCAGAUGCUCAGGAGAGUCUGGAAGUGGCCAUCCAGUGCCUGGAGACAGCCUUUGGGGUCUCCAUGGAAGACCAAGGCCUGGCUGUGGCCCAGACUCUGCCAGAAAUCUUUGAAGCUGCUGUAGGGAAGGAGCCUGAGCAUCUCAGGACAAACUCAGAGCCCGUCACCCCCUCUGAAGAUGAUGUAGCUGAGGCUGAAAGGCUCAAGACUGAAGGGAAUGAACAGAUGAAGGCAGAAAACUUUGAAGCUGCUGUGUCCUUCUAUGGCAAAGCCAUUGACCUGAAUCCCUGCAAUGCUGUGUAUUUUUGCAACAGAGCUGCUGCCUACAGCAAACUGGGAAAUUAUGCUGGAGCAGUGAGAGACUGUGAAAGGGCCAUUGGCAUCGACCCCAACUACAGCAAAGCCUAUGGCAGGAUGGGGUUGGCCCUCUCCAGUUUAAAUAAGCACACGGAAGCUGUGGUUUACUACAAGAAAGCCCUGGAGCUGGAUCCAGAGAACGACACCUACAAAUCCAACCUGAAAAUCGCGGAGCAGAAAAUGAAGGAGACUCCCAGUCCAACGGGUGGUCCUGGAGGAUUCGACUUGGCUGGUUUGCUGAACAACCCUGGCUUCAUGAGCAUGGCAUCCAACCUCAUGAACAACCCACAGGUGCAGCAGCUCAUGUCAGGGAUGAUCUCUGGUGGCCACAACACCAUGGGGGCCACGGGCACCAGCCCCUCCACCAACGACCUCGCCAGCCUCAUCCAAGCGGGCCAGCAGUUUGCCCAGCAGAUGCAGCAGCAGAACCCUGAGCUAAUAGAGCAGCUGAGGAGCCAGAUCAGGAGUCGAACUCCAAGUGCCAGCAACGAAGAUCAGCAGGAAUGAGCCCUCCAGGGGAUUUGAGGGACACUUGAUCUCCUCAAAGGCUGAACCUGCACAUCUCUUGUCUCCCUGUCCCUGCAGAGCAGCCCCUGGGAACUGUUCUUUGCUUUACAAACUGGAAGCCAUGUGUGUGUUGCCAUUUCUGGAGUUGGAAGUGUCCAAGAGGGGGGGGAAGAAAAAAAACAAGGAAAAACAAAA
This is a messenger RNA of Apus apus (common swift), 1229 nucleotides long. RefSeq names its product small glutamine rich tetratricopeptide repeat co-chaperone alpha (gene SGTA). Gene Ontology annotation, cellular component: membrane; TRC complex. NCBI's taxonomy places the organism in Eukaryota, Metazoa, Chordata, Aves, Apodiformes, Apodidae. Gene Ontology annotation, molecular function: molecular adaptor activity; protein binding. The coding region runs from base 96 to 1034 and encodes 312 amino acids. Gene Ontology annotation, biological process: post-translational protein targeting to endoplasmic reticulum membrane. The transcript has 12 exons. The record is from RefSeq and is a predicted model, not a curated record.